Molecule: messenger RNA, 954 nt
Organism: Panicum virgatum (switchgrass)
Lineage: Eukaryota; Viridiplantae; Streptophyta; Magnoliopsida; Poales; Poaceae
Product: ethylene receptor 4-like
Exons: 1
Coding region: 79-768 (229 amino acids)
Biological process (GO): phosphorelay signal transduction system
Cellular component (GO): endoplasmic reticulum
Molecular function (GO): ethylene binding; ethylene receptor activity
Source: RefSeq, a predicted model, not a curated record
UGCAGGUGAGCUCUGUUCUGCGCACGACACGACGCGUGAACAAAUUUUGGCUACUGAUUGAUUGACUGAUCUCGUCAGAUGAUGAACGGCAAGAUGUGGCGGGAAUCCCCUUCAGAUUUCGGAGGUCGGCAAGGAGAAUCCAUGAGCCUCGUGCUGCACUUCCAGCUCGGGUACGGGCUGCCAUCGCCCUCCGCCUCCUCCCCAUCAGGCGCGGGCUUCUACCGCGGCGGUGGGGUGUUCGGCGCAACCUCGCCGUCGCCGUCGUCCGCUACGGCGCCGCCUCAGUACCACUUCAACGGCCUACGGAUCCUGCUCGCGGACAGCGACGACACCAGCCGGGAGGUGACGCGGAAGCUCCUGGAGCGGCUCGGCUGCCAGGUGCUGCCGGUGCCGUCGGCCGCGCGCUGCCUCAGCCUCCUUCUGGGGAGCGACGGCGCCGCCGCCGCCGAUCAGCCACCUCUUCAGUUCUCAUACCUGCAGCUCCAGGUGGUGCUACUUGACCUCCACACGCCUGCCGCUGCUGGCGCCGACGCCGGCGGUGCGACGACGGACGAUGGGUUUGAUGUGGCCCUCACGAUCCGGGAGCUCACCAGCGACAGCUUCAGCUGGCUGAUCAUCCUCGUCGCCCUGCCGCUGCCGCCGAGGGCGAGCUGCAUCGACGUCCGCGACGCGUGCCAGCGCACGGGGGUCAACGGCGUCAUCCCCAAGCCCAUCACGCUGCCGGCGCUGGGAGCUCAGCUCUACAGGGCCCUCCACAACGACAACUAACCGUCCAGCUGUCAGGGCUCGAAUGCUUGAAGUUUUUUUUUUGUUGAUGAUAAAUGAAGUGCUUGGGGUUUGUAGGUUCUUGCGAGCUUGUUUUCCUUCCUUGGCUAGUUGGCUUGUUGCCCGCCACCUCCUCUCCAUCCCUCCCACCCACGCACCAGCAGCGCCUCCACCAUCGACUAGUCUCCG